Chaetomium fimeti is the source of this 4413-nucleotide messenger RNA. RefSeq lists its product as uncharacterized. Gene Ontology annotation, cellular component: pericentric heterochromatin. Lineage: Eukaryota; Fungi; Ascomycota; Sordariomycetes; Sordariales; Chaetomiaceae. The transcript is spliced from 2 exons. The coding region runs from base 1 to 4413 and encodes 1470 amino acids. Gene Ontology annotation, molecular function: chromatin binding. The record is from RefSeq and is a predicted model, not a curated record. Gene Ontology annotation, biological process: negative regulation of transcription by RNA polymerase II; chromatin organization.
AUGUUCAAGAUCGACCCUAGGGCAUUCGAGCCCGUCUCUCCAUAUGGAGAUGAGAGCGAUGACAGCAUCUCGGUGACAUCAACAGUCUCGGGGCAUGACCCCGACCAGGAGUUCGGCGUGGAGAAUAUCCUAGCCCAGCGCCAAUUUAAGGACGGCAACAUGUACUACCUCGUAGAAUGGACAGACUUUCCACUACACGAGAGUACUUGGGAACCUGAAUCAAAUAUUAGCGCCGACCUCAAAGCGAUCUGGGAGGAGGACAAGGCCAAACAUGCGACCGGCGAACUGAAACCUUUCGAUAUUCAAAAGUUCGAGGACGCGCAGGAAGAGGCAAGCAGGGGGAAAUUGUCUCGUCACCGCCGCCGAAACCGAAAGCGAAAAAGGUUAGGCCUGGAAUUGACAGAGCCUUUCGACAAGAAUUCAAGCGACGAGGAAGCCGUGGAGGAAACCGGAAUCGAGACCUCACUCCCAGAACCCACGCAAGCAGUGCGGCCUCAAAAUCCGCAAAAGAAUGCAAAAGAGGUUUCCAGCCCCGAUUCUGCGACUACCCCUGCUCCAACACACGUUGUUGGCAGCUCCCAACCGCCGAACGAGGUCAGGCGGCCAAGGGGCACGGCUGAAGAACUACCAACAGACACGUCCUCGGCUAUAAGUACCAAAAGAAAACAAACCACCCCUCCGCAAACGACAGGUUACCAAGGGACAGCGAGGCCAACGAGAAAAGCUUCUGCAGAUGCGGUGCCGAAAUCAAAGACCAGGCCGACAAUUUCCAUUCCGACCAAAACCGCACCAUCAUCCAGGCCAACUACGUCCGGCAUUCGUAAAACUCUAACGGCCAAGAAGAGCGCAACACAGCCAGCGGGCAAUAUCUUUACGAGCGGCAAAAUAAGAAAACUACGGCCCGGCCUUAAGGAUACGAUGUCGGAUCUAACUAAAGAGCCGAAGUUGUUCGCCAAACACCGCCAAUGUAGACAGGCCUACUUAAGAAGUCGCGAUAAAGAAGACAUUGCUCCUAAUGUUUCACAACUGGACCUGCUCGACCUUCGUAGCAAACAGACCAUCAGCAGGCAAAGCUCAGGGCGCUCGGUCUUAAGCCCCACCCAGCAGGCGUUUUCCCCCCAACAGGAAACUUACUCGCCAUCGGAACCUCCGCAAACAAGGACGUCUGCCAUUAGCCCGAAGUCAACCCUCACAGACACGCAAGGGGGGCGGUCGAAGAAGAAACGGAAGUCUGUGCGGUUCCUGGAAGAUGAUGAAGACCAAUCUUUUCUUGUUCAAGAACCAGAACAGAUAGAUAUUGAUGGCCCUUCUACCCGAGAGGCUUUCCCUCCUCCUUCUCCUCGACAGAGACCCAGCCUGGACCUGAACCGUUGGACACCGCCGGUUCAAGGCAACCAGAGCGCAGACAAGAAGCUAGUACUCGGCCAGUCCUCCGUUGACGUCACCUUCAAUGGCCUCCCGCGUGAACCAUCGGGCCAGCGGGCAUGGCUAUCGGAUUUCCUGGCGGAAAGCACUCUCGAGUUCAGGCAUACUUGCUUUUCUGGGACGGCUGCUGCCAAGAUGAACACACUGGUCCAAGAGCGGCUUGCUAGCGGGACAAUCACAUCGGAAGAGAGUGAACCUUCUCUGAGGCGAAUGGCAGAAAACUUGACGGCUGGCUUGCUGGCCCUUUAUUACGGCCAAGCGGAGUACAAUGUCUUGAUUUACCCGACGAAAUGCGACGAAUGGAGAGCAAUUCUGCCCGGCAUGCAGCCCGCGAGUCCGUCCGAGGAAGUGCUAGGAUAUCUCAUAUUCGCCUCCCUAGACAAUCUCGGGCUCAUGCUACCGCCAGCAGCCCCCCCACCGGAAUCCCGAGUGAAACUCGGAGACUCAAAGAUAAAGACCGAACACAAGGCCGGCGCCUCGGCGCGAGAGUUGCUGGUCAAGCGGAUUUUCAAUUUCGAUUACAAGAAACUCCUUCCGGUAUCGCUGCUCCAAAGGCCGCCUUCCGAGCAUGCCUUUUUCCUGGCGAUCCCGGCCUCGCGAAGGGAAAUCGGACAAGCGCUCUACCACUGGCUACGCGGCAAGAAUUCCGAAUGCCAGGUCUUCACGAGCCAUGAUGCCGGAGGCUGGGACACCUUCAGAUCACGAGUCGAAACUAUUCCUGGCGUGGUCAUCAUCCACGAGACACUAGGAUGGAGCUUGCGCCGCUUCCCGAAUCUCUCGCGAUAUCUCAUCACAAGAAAUGACGAAUACUGGUGCAUCUCUGAGCCGGUCCACGGUGUGCCCCUCUACCCGUCCGUUUCGAUACCCGAGUAUCCGGUGCCCCCGGGGGAUAUGCACCUUGCACGGCUGUUCCCGUACCGCACAGCCAUCUUUCUCACGCCUAGCUUCCUGGUCUCUGAACCCCGGCGCUCACUCGAGUUUCUCGCAUGGUUCUCGAAAUGGGUUGGGAAGUUUUACUACCGCCUUGUCACCGCCUACAAUAUCCACGAGUACCUCGCAGAGCUGGCCGAAGAGAGGUACCAGGCCCGGCAAGAUCUGCUGAGCUGUCCGAGCGACAUGCAGUUCGACGUUGAGGCCAACCUCAACGCACUGAGCCGAGAUGACUGCAGUUGCCGGUUCGCGAUAGCUGAUCUGGCCGCCGAUCUGCAUGUUGAGCGGAUGGUCCAGGCCGGGCCGCUCGCCCAUGACGAGGACAGCAGUCCAGUCAUAUAUGCCGACUCGUCGAUCGAUCCAAAUGACGAACAGAGUUUGGUCAACUGGUUUGGCUGGUGGGCCACGCUGAGAGCCGACCAAUUCCGCAAGUUCCACGUCAUCGGCUCGAGCCAGGCGAUCAAGAUGCAUGGAUGCAGGAGGGGAGAGCGACGCGUUCGGAUACCGAAGUACUCAAAAGUCACGACGAAUGACCCUGAUGCCGUCUUGGAGGUCCUCCAGGAAAGGAACGACCAAGUCGAGGCAUCAGGGGCUGAUGCCUAUAAGGAUGACGGCAGAAUGCAAGCCUCUCGCGCCGGGCAGGUCGGGCAGGCCGAACAUGGCUUUAACAAGGGGCGGUGGGCUUUUCGAAGCAAUAUCAUCCAAGUAGAGGAUAUGGCCUGCUUUGCUUCUUACCUCGACAGUUUAACCGUCUUGGAUGGCAGCAAAUCACAAUGGGGUCUGUAUAAAUUUCCUAUCUCCUGGUCGGACUUGGACAUGGCAACGUAUUUCGGCGACAUGGCCGCCAAGUACCGCAGAAUCUCGGACUGGUUUAACUUCACCUUUUCCUUCGGCGGUUGUCAAGGGGGCAGCAAUAUUUCUAAACCACCACACGGCUACAAUACCUACAUUGGCUUUUUUUACACCAUCGAUGAGGAAUGGGACUCCCCCGACCCCAAUGUUCCAAAACGACCACUCGAGCGCCACCCCUGGAUUGGCAUUUACCGACCGGUCAAUCCACACCGAAGGCCAUAUGGGCGGUGCGAACUCAUCAUCUGGGACCCGGCCGCGAGGACCCGCUACCCCAACGGACAGGUCCCGGCAGAAAAGGACCUCACCUUCAUGCAGCGCCAGAUGAUCCAACACGUCCGCGACCACGGCGAAGAAAAGAACUACGGCACGUGGCUCGACCAAGUCUGGUUCGGCGGCUGGGACUGGCCGGCCGAGUGCGACUCCCCUUACCCGAUCGACGUGACGCUGCGCUUCCUGCGCUGCGUGCUCAGCGACAUCCGCAACUUCCUCCCGGCCCCCGAGCCCGUCAUGGAGUCCAAGGGCUGGCGCCGCGUCGCCCUCGGCCCGCCCUUCUCCCCAUCCCCGACCAAAGCCUCCAUAACAACAACACACCAUCCAACAGCACCAGGCCGCUCCCCAGCCACCGCAAGCGCUCGCGACUCCCCCUCCCUCUUCGUCGACCAGCACCCGCCAGAGGACGUCCCCAUGGACCUCGACAGCUCCUCAGCCGGCGGCGACGCCAGCGACGACGACGACCUCGAAACGGAGCAGAUCGACGAAACCCGCGUCAUCUUCCACCCGCCGCGCGGCUACCGCAACAAAUUCCAGACGGGCGUCUUCCGCUCCCGCUGCCUCAACCGCCUGUACGAGGAGGCUCGGCUGGCGAGGGCGCGGGCGCGGGAUGCGAGUGGCCCCUCCGCUUCCUCGUCGUCGUCGUCGUCGUCGUCGCACAUGCGGUAUGCGUAUGUGCCGACCAUGGACUGGUACCGGGAGCAGAAGGCUGAGGGCAGGGCGUUUGCGCAUGUUAAUGUGGAGUCGUGGGAGGCUGUGUUUGCGGUGUUGAAGAUUGGGGCGGGGAAGAAGGAUGGUGCGGGUGGGAGUGGGAGUGUUGGGAGUGGGAAUGGGUAUUCGGGCGGUGGGCAUUCUGGUGGUGGACAUGCCGGCGGUGGUGGUGGUGGUGGCGGGAGUAGUGAUGGGGGCGAGGGUAGGAGUGUGCAUGGGAGCUGA